AUGCCGCUGGUUCGAUUGCCAAAGAGCCAAUUGGCAUCGCAAUGGUUUCUUAAACUAUUAGUGAGCAUUGUUCAACAAGGCCCUAUUCCCAGGCAUAUUGCUAUUAUUGCGGAUGGAAACAGACGGUACGCCAAAUCCCGUGGCUUUAGCAUCAAAAAAGGCCAUACGUUGGGAGCGGAUGUUUUGAACAAUGUCCUGGAUCUUGCCUUUGAAACCGGUGUCGAAUUCAUCACUGCAUACCUAUUCAGCAUCGAAAAUUUUAAACGGCCAAAAAACCAAGUGGAUGAUUUAAUGGGUCUGUUCGAAAUUUGGAUAUUGAAAUGCUUAUAUCCUUCUCCUAAUAAACGAAAACUUCGGUUUCGGUUUCUGGGCCGCUUGGAACUAUUUCCUAAUAAAAUUAGGAAGCUCAUGAAAAAGCUGGUCGAGAAGACCGCAAAUUGUGAUGGAGCAACAUUCAACAUAUGUGUAGCCUAUACUUCGCGUGAUGAAAUGGCCAGAGCUAUAGAAACUACGGUGCGGAACCACAACGACUCGCCACAGAGUGAAAAUCAUAUCACAGCCGAGAUCCUCGAUAGCAAUAUGGAUAUUAACGAAGGCAGCCCGCUGGAUAUCCUAAUCCGAACGUCUGGUGUCGGCCGGCUAAGCGACUUCCUACUCUGGCAGUGCCAUAGAGACACGGUUAUCGAAGUUCUGGACAUGCAGUGGCCAGCAUUCCAGUACUGGGACUUAUUUUUUGUCAUACUUAGAUGGCAGCGGAAGAAAAUGGCAAGGAUGGGCUUUCAUACAAAAGUGGUGGAGGAACCACGAGCUAUGCGGAACUUGGUAUCGAACAACCACUUAAAGUGGCUUAUGUCUGUUAUCCUUCUUCUUGCCCCGGCAGUGUGGGGAUUUCAAAUGGCCUUCCAUCCAGAAAAUUAA
Molecule: messenger RNA, 918 nt
Organism: Nannizzia gypsea CBS 118893
Lineage: Eukaryota; Fungi; Ascomycota; Eurotiomycetes; Onygenales; Arthrodermataceae
Product: dehydrodolichyl diphosphate synthase
Exons: 2
Coding region: 1-918 (305 amino acids)
Cellular component (GO): lipid droplet; dehydrodolichyl diphosphate synthase complex; membrane
Molecular function (GO): ditrans,polycis-polyprenyl diphosphate synthase [(2E,6E)-farnesyl diphosphate specific] activity
Source: RefSeq, a predicted model, not a curated record